Cooperia oncophora is the source of this 219-nucleotide messenger RNA. The record is from the annotation of a GenBank genome assembly. Lineage: Eukaryota; Metazoa; Nematoda; Chromadorea; Rhabditida; Trichostrongylidae.
AUGGCCCCAGAAAUCCCUGAGGAUCUCUACCAUCUGAUCAAGAAGGCGGUCUCUAUCCGAAAGCAUCUUGAACACUCUCGCAAGGACAUUGACAGCAAGUACAGACUGAUUCUUGUCGAGUCCCGAAUCCAUCGUCUGGCUCGUUAUUACAAGACUAGCCGUCAACUUCCAGCGACUUGGAAAUACGAGUCAGCCACCGCUGCCUCGCUUAUCUCAUAA